Salvia miltiorrhiza (redroot sage) is the source of this 848-nucleotide messenger RNA. RefSeq lists its product as uncharacterized. The coding region runs from base 205 to 570 and encodes 121 amino acids. The transcript has a single exon. The record is from RefSeq and is a predicted model, not a curated record. NCBI's taxonomy places the organism in Eukaryota, Viridiplantae, Streptophyta, Magnoliopsida, Lamiales, Lamiaceae.
CAGCCUACCGUAAUAUAUGCACCAAAAACACAUACAUACAAAUAUAUAUAUAGAUAUAUAAAUACAUAUACACAUAGAAACAGAUCAUUUUUAACCGAAAAGCCCGUGGCCUCUAAACAAAUCCCUGAAAAUUCCCCGCCUCCACCCGAGAUAGAGAGAGAAAGAAGUAAGGGGAAAGAGAGAGAGAGAGGCAAGGAAGUAUCGAUGGCAGGGUUGCAGAGAUCUGCAGUAUCAUUCAGGAGACAAGGAUCCUCGGGAUUUGUAUGGGACGACAAAUUCCUGUCUGGCGAGCUCAACAAGCUCGCCGACCAACAAAAGGAAGACUACAAGAACAAGAAAUCUCAACACCUCAAGACGGGGGAUAACGCCGCCGAGAACUCGUCCGGCAGCGGCGGACUCACUAUUGAGAGGAGCCGAUCCAGCGGCGGGCGAGCCUACCGCACGGGGAGAGUGUCACCGGCUCUCGAGCCGCCGUCCCCUAGGGUUUCCGCCUGCGGACUCUGCGGCGCCUUCGGCAACAGCAACAAGACGCGCCGCCGGCCGCCCAAGUCUGGCAAGCGCGUGAUGUGAUUCCGGCGACGGGAGCCGCCGGCAAGCGUGGGUGUUCAAAAGCAUCGACUCGAUGAAAUUGAUUGACUUCGGUGAAUUUUGGGACCCUAGAGGAUCACGAUUUCUCUUUUUUCUUAUUUUUUUCCAAAUGAAAUUGUGUUCGUCUGUAGUUUUUUUUUUUUUUUGGUUCAGGGUUUAAGGGUAUGUAAAAUAUGUUGUUAUCUUUGGACAUUUGCUCGACUUUGUUUUUGUUUUUUCACUCUCAAAUUCUCAAUGUACAAAUAAAUCAAUUUUUCUUA